This is a messenger RNA of Volvox carteri f. nagariensis, 236 nucleotides long. RefSeq lists its product as uncharacterized. The annotation marks the transcript as partial. The record is from RefSeq and is a predicted model, not a curated record. The transcript has 2 exons. NCBI's taxonomy places the organism in Eukaryota, Viridiplantae, Chlorophyta, Chlorophyceae, Chlamydomonadales, Volvocaceae.
AUGCCUCGCAGACCGGGCUUGUAUGACGGCAAGGGGCGGUUGGUAUUGAAGAGCCUGACGCUACCGGAGCUGGAAGCCUGGUGCGCGUCAGAAGGCGAGGAGGCCCCGGCCAACCGGGCCUUACAGCUUUGGCGCUGGAUGUACGCGGACCCGCCCGCAGGCGCCUGGGUUCGAAGCCUGGAGGAGACGGUGGGCCGACAGAACGGAUUCAGUGCCAAGUUCAUCGCCAAAGCGGG